Alternaria arborescens is the source of this 972-nucleotide messenger RNA. RefSeq lists its product as hypothetical. Gene Ontology annotation, biological process: poly(A)+ mRNA export from nucleus. The record is from RefSeq and is a predicted model, not a curated record. The transcript has a single exon. Bases 1 to 972 code for a protein of 323 amino acids. Gene Ontology annotation, cellular component: nucleus. Gene Ontology annotation, molecular function: RNA binding; protein binding. NCBI's taxonomy places the organism in Eukaryota, Fungi, Ascomycota, Dothideomycetes, Pleosporales, Pleosporaceae.
AUGAACGAUCAACCAAGAGGCGGACGGGGGCGGGGCCGGGGUCGAGGACGCGGGAACUGGAGCGUUUCUUUCACACCACAAAACCACGAUGACGAUCAGAUGAUGCUUGAUGGUGACUCCUCACGUGGACGAGGCAGAGGAAGGGGACGAGGAAGAGGAGGAUUCAGGGGCGGUCCAAACAAUUUCCAGCAUGAAAACCGUUCACGAGAACCGCUAGUCGACAAAGACAUGCUUGCAAAGCUGAAAUCGAAUCCAUCCUACGCGCUUAUGGAAGGUUUCCUCGGACGACGUUACGAUGCAGCCAACAAAUUACUAAACCUCUCGACUAUUGCUGGAGAUCAAGAGAUCCUCCAAUCUGGCAUGUUUGCCUCAGAAGGUGCACAGAAGAAGUUCUUCCCUGCCCUCAUGAUCGUUUGCGAUGCCAUUCUUGAGACGCUAGAAGCAAAAGAGCAAGCAAUCCACAGCGUCACACUCGCCGGCAAUAACCUCCAAAAUACACACGCUGUUUACCAACUCUGCAAUCAUUUCCGCCACAUCCAGAACCUUGAUCUCAGCAACAACGCUUUUGCGACGCUGGACGCGCUAAAGCCUUGGAAAGGCCGCUUCAGGAACGUCGAACACCUCAUUGUCGAUCCGUUCCCAACACCCAACUGGGAGGAUGAGAUCAUCUCUUGGUUUCCUAAACUCAAAAUUUUGAAUGGCAAUCAGGUUCGUCCUGACGCAGCAGUGGCAAACAACAAUGCAGCAAACGCACAGCAAAUACCAUCAUCCACCACACCAACACCUAUACCAACGACUAUCGACCCGGAGCAGCAAAGGAAAGAAGAGAUGAUCCUCUAUGUUCAGCGCGAAACCAACCUCAAGCGCGACUACGCCAUUCAAUGUCUGGAGGCUGGCCAGUGGAACAUCGAGCAAGCAGGUGCUCUCUUCGCACAAAGUCGAGAGUCUUUGCCAGCUGAAGCGUACAACUAG